AUGAAGGAGAUCAUCAAACGUUUGGGUGCUGUCCGUGCUACUCGCCUUCCAGGAUGGCGACCUAGUGAUUCUUACUGUGCCUGGUUGGAGACACUACAAGAUAUGGCUGCCAACCGAUGUCAGUGGCGUCCUUGUUGUCAGUUUCUAUCUAGAUUGCCUGAUGGAUUACUUUUGAGGAUCCAUCACAACUGGCAAACAGAUAGUCUCGGAGGAGGUCAAAGGAGCUCUCGAGCAGCAUCCAUACAAGCUGUGGCGCCAAAAACGAAUGUCUCCUUUUUCCUUAUUUGUUUGGUUUUUCAAUCGACGAGCUAUUGUAGUGGUCAGAGGAGGGUACCAGGAACCCUAAUGCUUAGGUAUUUGCAAGUGCAGGCGUUGUUGAUACGCAGUGCGCAGAUGACAAAGACAAGGUCAUUCCGCAGGACCGGAGUCAUUGGAGGCGUUUCUUACAAUCCAAAAAUUAAACUACAAGGUGAAAAGACUUUACUGCCAAGAAAUUUGAAUAAGCUGUGGUAUUAA
Molecule: messenger RNA, 516 nt
Organism: Opisthorchis viverrini
Lineage: Eukaryota; Metazoa; Platyhelminthes; Trematoda; Opisthorchiida; Opisthorchiidae
Exons: 3
Coding region: 1-516 (171 amino acids)
Source: RefSeq, a predicted model, not a curated record